Eruca vesicaria subsp. sativa (arugula) is the source of this 534-nucleotide messenger RNA. NCBI's taxonomy places the organism in Eukaryota, Viridiplantae, Streptophyta, Magnoliopsida, Brassicales, Brassicaceae. The record is from the annotation of a GenBank genome assembly.
AUGUCUGAAAUUGUAAACUUGUCGCCGUCUCUGAGAUCUUUAAACCCAAAGGUCUCACCUUUGGUUCCUCCUCGCUCUUUCUAUCAACACCCGAGAUUAAAGUUUCUAUCUUUUCCCGAGAAAAUCAGCUUGGUAACGAAGAGAAUCCGAGCAAUCGAUGCACAGAAGCAAGGGAUAGAUGACUCCCCUGUCUCGAUCGAGCUAGGUCCGAUAAGUAGCGAGAGCCAAUUCGAUGAGGUGAUGGAGGAAGCUCAGAAGGUCGGUGAAUCAGUUGUAAUCGUCUGGAUGGCAGCUUGGUGCAGGAAAUGUAUAUACUUGAGGCCCAAACUCGAAAAGCUUGCUGCUGAGUUCUAUCCAAGGUUGCGGUUUUAUCAUGUUGAUGUCAACGCUGUGCCAUACAGACUUGUUUCUCGUGCAGGAGUUACGCUAUGGAGAAAUAACCAGAAGCAAGCUGAAGUUAUCGGUGGCCACAAAGCGCAUUUUGUGGUUAACGAAGUGCGGGAUAUGAUAGAGAACGAUUCAAUCAGUUGCUAA